UGCUCUUACAAGGCUCUAAACAUAAAGACCACUCAGAACGUUGCACCAAUAGUAGAAGAUCUGCAGAGGGCAAAGGAGUCUGUACAUUUGUUCAUCUACCAGUAUCAGAUCAUGCUUUGUCUGUUCAAGCAGUGUGAAGGAAAUGUCAUGCAAAAUGCUGAGAGCAAUCUUCAAGUCACAGACCAUAAAAAGAAAAUGUAUUCUGAGGAAAAUGAAAAUGUAGAGCAACUAGAUGUCACCACAGAUUUGGAUGCUGCUGGCAAAACUACUGGAAACAGUCUCCAGGAUCAGAUGGCUGCCAGAAUGCAAGUGUGGGUCUUCUUUCUCAAUAACAUUGAAAAUGUCAUGAAGGAAAUGGAAGCCCAUAAAUCAAUGGAAAUGAAAUCAACGUUUGGCAUGAUGAAAAGUCCAAGCAUGGAUGACCACAACGCAAUGUACAGACUGUAUCAGCUAGGCCUAGAGAAAGUGUUUGGUGACAGGGCAAGUUUACGUUUCCGCUGGGAAGGAUUAGCAUUGAUAGGUCUGGGUGUGACGCAGAUGCUAGCUGGAUUUGCAAUGGGAGACUUAGGUUUGAAUCUCCUGAAUUUGGAUGGGCCGAAGGGAGUUCUUUCCACACAGGGUUAUAACGAUCUCCUGAGAGGAAUAACGGCAAUCACCACAGGAGAGUUCUCGUGGGAUACUUGGAGGAGUGAUAAGGUUGCUUCAUUCUGCACUGACAUCAUCUCCUGUGUGCCUUUUGAAGGAUUGCGUAACAAUAUCCAUACAUUUAUCAGCAUCCCAAAGAUGCAGGUUUCCCAAGGACAAGACACAAUGAGUGUACUAAAAACCAUGUAUGUACGUGUAAAACAUGAUCUUGUCAACUACAAACCUGGUCAACAAGGGAUAGAUGAACCUGAGGUCAGAGAUAGAGAUGGUUUAGUUAUAAGAGAGCUAUGUGAUACAGUGAAUGAUUCAAUCGCAAAAAAAUCCAAGAAAGCAUUGAAAAGACACUUUUGCAAAGAACCUCUACAAACUCUCAUAAAUUAUAUGAUCUCUCUCCAUGAGCCAAAUGUCACUUUUGGCAAGACCUCACUCCAGGACACACUGAAAAAGACCUUCAUGAAGAUCAGUCAAAGGGCAAUUGAGACAACGUGUAAUGGCAAAAAGCACCCAGAGCUGCUGGCAAGGAUCACCAAAGGUCUUGAUGACCGAGACGCUCAGAUGCUGAUGGACAAGCCACAGAGUAUCAUUGGCACUAUGAAAACUGUAUAUGAGGCUCAGUGGGGUGGCUCGGCCCCAGAUGCCCUGAUGGAUGUCAUAGAUGAUUUCAACAAGGAGUUCUGCCAUUUACUUGAAGACCUGGUGAGACCUAAAGACCUAGAGGCCAAACAGCAGUUGAAAAAGCGUCCCAUUCAGGAAAAUUACCAAGUUGCCAUCAAGGCGUUCAGGAAAGAUCUUCGGAGGUCUAUCAGCAAAGAGUUGUCUAAGGCACUUUACGAUUUGCUUCGGAUGACACUUGAACACCAGAAGGUUGAAUUGCUCUUUGCAGUCAUAAUGGGGAAAGUGAAUCAGACCAUGAAAGCUAACUGCAGACAGAUCAACAAGCCGAGACACAGUCAGGCCAGAAUUCCCAGAGCACAUGGAAAAUUCCAAAAGAACAGAAGACGUACCAAAUACAUUGUGUCAAAACUGGAGCGGAAGUGUGACUCUCACUCUGUACAUACAGAAUUCUAAAAACAACAUUGGCUUUUAGUUUGUAAACGGGGCAAACCCUAAAAUACGAAUUUACACGAAAACCCAAACAUACCCAGAAUAUAAUUGUACUUUUGUAUAUUUUCAAACUUUAAAAAAGCAACUUCAAAGUUAAUUGUUUAGUUAAAUACUACUUAUGUGGACUGCUGUUUUUCUUUUCUUUCCCUUCUUAAAAAAAACGUGACAUCUUAAUGACAAUGUAAUUUAUAAAUAUUCUAUGUUUUUAUGUUUAGAAUUAUACGUAGGUACAUGUCCUCUUUGUUCUAUGCAACAAAAUGUGCAAAAAAUGUUUUU
This is a messenger RNA of Engraulis encrasicolus (European anchovy), 2025 nucleotides long. RefSeq lists its product as uncharacterized. The transcript has a single exon. Lineage: Eukaryota; Metazoa; Chordata; Actinopteri; Clupeiformes; Engraulidae. Bases 112 to 1713 code for a protein of 533 amino acids. The record is from RefSeq and is a predicted model, not a curated record.